Messenger RNA from Solanum pennellii, 2832 nucleotides. RefSeq lists its product as uncharacterized. The coding region runs from base 118 to 2832 and encodes 904 amino acids. Gene Ontology annotation, cellular component: mitochondrial outer membrane. The record is from RefSeq and is a predicted model, not a curated record. Lineage: Eukaryota; Viridiplantae; Streptophyta; Magnoliopsida; Solanales; Solanaceae. The transcript is spliced from 26 exons. Gene Ontology annotation, molecular function: ATP hydrolysis activity; ATP binding.
UUUUUUUUUAAAUAUUCUUCGUGUGUGGUAUUGAUUUUAGAUUUUGAUUAAUUUGAAUUUACACCUCCGAUAUUUCGUUUGGGAAACCCAACUGUAGAGAUUUCCGAGCCAUGUUUCAUGGUGGGUGUGGGCAAAGACCUUCCCGAAAAUGCAAUGGUGUGUGUAAUAAGACGAGAAAAGUACCAAAACAAUUGGGUUGCUAUUAUUGAGAGGAAGGCAAACAGAAAACCACUGCGAGUCAAUGGGCAUAAACUUGAUAGGAAUACCAGUGGCCUUCUCAAUUCUGGCGAUGAGAUCGUCUUGGGUCAACGGGGAAAAUAUGCCUAUAUUUUUCAGCAACUUUUGUUUUCACCUCCAAAUGUUGGCAGUAGCAGUAGCACUGCUGCUGAUGUUGGACAAGGCAAGAUGUUGGAGCAAAGAAGGUUGACUGAGGAAUCAAUGCAUGGUUCAACAUCAUCAGGGAUGUCUUGUGUAUUAAGGGAACAAAUUCAGGCUACAAUCAUUGAUGGAAAAGAUAUACAAGUUUCAUUUGAUGACUUCCCUUAUUACUUAAGUGAGACCACAAAAGCUAUGCUGAUUGCUGAUACAUAUAUACACCUUAAGCAUAGAGAGCAACUUAAAUAUGUCUCUGGGCUUCCUGUGGUCAACUCAAGAAUUAUGCUUUCUGGUCCAACAGGAUCUGAAAUAUAUCAGGAGAUGCUGGUGAAGGCACUUGCUCGUUAUUAUGGAGCUAAAUUGCUCAUUUUUGAUAUCAAUGCUUUUUUGGGUGGGCUAUCUGUGAAGGAAACUGAGCCAAUGAAAGAGGCAUGUAGUGCACACAAAUCCUCUUCAUCCGGGGCAUCAAAUGUAUUUAUGACAGGUGAUAGAGUCAAGUAUAUUGGCUCUGCUUCUGGUGCACAGCACUUGGGUCCCAUCUGGUGCCCAAAAGUUGGGUCUACAGGGAGGGUUGCAUUGUCUUUCAACGAUAAUCUAUUUGCUAAAGUUGGUGUAAGAUUUGAUAACCCCUUCAUAUAUGGCAUCGACUUAGGUGGUCUUUGUGAUGAUUCUCAUGGAUACUUCUGCAAAGUGAGUGAGCUGUGCUUAGACACCCCUGCUGUGGAGGAUCCACACAAGUUACUUACAAAUACAUUGUUUGAGGUUGUAUUCAAUGAGAGCCUGAAUUCGCCAUUCAUUUUGUUUGUGAAAGAUGCUGACAAAGUAAUGGCAGGAAACGCAGAGUUAUAUUCAAUAUUUAAAAGUCGGCUUGAGAAGCUUCCUAAUUAUGUAAUUACUAUUGGUUCGCACGCUCAUUCAGAUAAUCAUAAGGAGAAGGAUAGUCCUGAGAAGCAGCAUGACAAGGGGAAAGAGGUUGCAAAGAAUUCAAAAUUUCUGACAGAACUUUUCCCAAAUAUAGUGGCUAUUCACAUGCCCCAGGAUAGUCCUGAGAAGCAGCAUGACAAGGGGAAAGAGGUUGCAAAGAAUUCAAAAUUUCUGACAGAACUUUUCCCAAAUAUAGUGGCUAUUCACAUGCCCCAGGAUGAGGCACUUUUAUCUAUUUGGAAACAACAACUGGAAAAAGACGCCUAUACCCUCAAAAUGAAAGAAAAUUUUAACAGCUUACAAACAGUUCUGAGUCGGAAUGGAUUGAAAUGUAAUGGACUUCAGACAUUGUGCAUCACAGACCGAAAUUUCUCUGUUGAAAGUGCAGAGAAGGUUGUUGGAUGGGCGUUGAGCCAUCACUUGAUGCAGAACAAAAAUGUGGAUCCUGACGUGGCACUUGUUUUAUCACCUGUGAGCAUUCAGUAUGGGUUAAAGGUUCUACUUAAUCAAAAUGACACCAAGAGCUUGAAGAAGUCAGUUAAGGAUGUUGCGACAGAAAAUGAAUUUGAGAACAGGAUUCUGGAUGAUGUUAUCUCUCCCGGUGAUAUUGGGGUGACAUUUGAUGAUAUUGGUGCACUUGAAAAUGUCAAGGAUACAAUAAAAGAACUAGUCAUGCUUCCCUUACAAAGACCUGAACUUUUCUGCAAGAGUCAACUAACCAAGCCAUGCAAGGGAAUACUUUUGUUUGGUCCUCCUGGGACUGGGAAAACCAUGCUGGCAAAAGCUGUUGCCACUGAAGCGGGUGCAAAUUUUAUCAAUAUUUCAAUGUCAAGUAUCACUUCAAAGUUGUUUGGUGAGGGUGAGAAAUGUGUAAAAGCUGUCUUCUCGCUGGCUAGUAAAAUUGCUCCCUGUGUUGUUUUUGUUGAUGAAGUUGAUAGUUUGCUGGGACGAAGGGAAAAUUCAAGAGAACAUAAGGCGAUGCGCAAAAUAAAGAAUGAAUUCCUGGUGAAUUGGGAUGGGUUGCGCACAAAGGAUUCUGAACGAGUUAUGAUACUUGCAGCAACAAACAGGCCAUUUGACCUUGAUGAGGCUGUGAUAAGGCGACUGCCCCGUAGGUUGAUGGUCAAUUUACCAGAUGCUCCAAACAGAGCAAAAAUUCUUAAGGUGAUUCUUGCAAAAGAGGACUUGGCUCAGGAUGUUGACUUGGAUUCAGUUGCAAGUAUGACAAAUGGAUAUUCCGGAAGUGAUCUUAAGAAUCUCUGUGUAGCAGCUGCAUAUCGACCCAUUAAAGAGAUCGUAGAAAAGGAAAAGAAGGAACAAGCUGCUGCUAGAGCAGAUGGUCGACCACCUCCAGCACCAUACAGCAGUGCAGACCUACGGCCACUGAAUAUGGAUGACUUUAGAUAUUCACAUCAGCAGGUUUGCGCAAGUGUUUCAUCUGAAUCCGUUAAUAUGACUAAGCUUCUUGAGUGGAAUGAUCUGUAUGGAGAAGGGGGCUCUCGAAAGAAGCAGUCCUUUAGUUACUACAUUUAA